Messenger RNA from Prosopis cineraria, 3060 nucleotides. Its product is annotated as probable inactive purple acid phosphatase 27. NCBI's taxonomy places the organism in Eukaryota, Viridiplantae, Streptophyta, Magnoliopsida, Fabales, Fabaceae. Gene Ontology annotation, molecular function: acid phosphatase activity; metal ion binding. The coding region runs from base 30 to 1853 and encodes 607 amino acids. The transcript is spliced from 12 exons. The record is from RefSeq and is a predicted model, not a curated record.
CACACGUUCAGAUUUCCAACAACAUAAAUAUGUCUUCUUCUUCUCCUUUCAUGGAUUGGCCUGUGAAAUUCGUUUUCAGAUACACACAUAUAGUUCUACUGAUUUUCUUCUUCCUUUCUUCUUCUUCCUCUUCUUUACCUUUACACCCUCUGGUUGGUGAUAAUACGACGGCGUAUCACAGAAACUUCACUGCGAUAUCUGAAUUUAGAGUGCUCAACAGAAGAAUCUUGGAGGAUUGUUCGGCUUCUUCUAGCCCUAAUUAUCUGCAAGUGAAUGUCACGACUAAUUCUUCGUCUUCUUCAUCGUCUAAGAAUGGAUUACCAGAUGACGAGUUUGUCACUGUCACUGUUUCUGGUGUUUCUCAGCCUUCGGAUGAUGAUUGGGUUGCUAUGAUCUCACCCUCAGAUUCUGACGUCAAAGCAUGUCUUUCUAAUUGGAACCUUUAUCUUCAAACUGGUGAUACUGCUAAGCUUCCUCUUCUCUGUCAUUACCCUGUAAAGGCACAAUACAUGAAGAAUGAUCCAAAUUACCUUAGUUGCAAGAACAAGGAGUGCAAGAAAUCUGAGAAUGGAAAUUGCACUGUUACAACUUGUAGUGGUUCACUAAAGUUCCAUGUUAUCAACAUUAGAACUGACAUUGAGUUUGUCUUCUUCUCUGGAGGAUUCUCCAACCCUUGCAUUUUAUCAAGGUCCACCCCUUUGAGUUUUGCUAACCCGUUGAAGCCUCUCUAUGGACAUAUCUCAAGCAUAGAUUCAUCCGGGACAUCGAUGAGAGUGAUAUGGGUUAGUGGAGACAAAGAGCCCCAGCAAGUUCAAUAUGCAGAUGGAAAAACCGAGACUUCACAAGUCACCACAUUCUCACAAGAUGAUAUGUGCAGUUCAACUCUGAAAAGUCCUGCAAAGGAUUUUGGGUGGCAUGAUCCAGGGUACAUUCACUCAGCAAUUAUGAAAGGGCUUAAACCUUCAAGCGCUUUCUCAUACAGAUAUGGAAGUGACUCUGUUGGUUGGAGUGAACAAAUUAAGUUUUCAACACCGCCUGCCGGAGGAUCAGAUGAACUCAGAUUCCUUGCAUAUGGAGAUAUGGGAAAGACUCCUCUUGAUGCUUCAGAAGAACACUACAUUCAGCCAGGAGCUUUCUCAGUUCUUAAAGCCAUGGCUUCUGAUGUAGAUUCCAACAAUGUAAACUCAAUUUUUCACAUUGGAGACAUAAGCUACGCAACCGGCUUCCUUGUGGAAUGGGACUUCUUCCUUCACCUUAUUGCCCCUGUAGCAUCUAGAGUUUCUUACAUGACAGCAAUUGGAAACCAUGAAAGGGAUUAUGUAGAUUCUGGUUCAGUAUAUAUCACUCCUGACUCUGGAGGUGAAUGUGGAGUACCUUAUGAGACAUACUUUCAAAUGCCAAUCUCAGCAAAGGAUAAGCCUUGGUAUUCAAUUGAACAAGGCAGUGUUCAUUUCACUGUCAUAUCAACUGAACAUGAUUGGUCAGAAAAUUCUGAGCAGUAUCAAUGGAUGCAAAAGGACAUGGCCUUGGUGGAUCGACAAAAAACUCCUUGGUUAAUCUUCAUGGGGCAUAGACCAAUGUACGCUUCCUCUCAUGGAUUUUUACCAAAUGUUGAUGACAAUUUUGUCAAAGCUGUAGAACCAUUGUUAUUGGAGAACAAGGUUGAUCUGGUUCUGUUUGGCCAUGUUCAUAAUUAUGAGAGAACUUGCUCUAUUUAUCAAAGCACAUGUAAAGCCAAGCCUACAAAAGAUGCAAAAGGAAUUGAAACAUAUGACAACAAAAACUAUACUGCUCCUGUUCAUGUUGUGAUUGGUAUGGCUGGCUUCACAUUAGACAAGUUCCCAAAAAUGUAAGUGAUAAUUAUCUAUUCAUGCCAUUCCUAGAUGACCAUGAUCUAGAGCUAGGAAUAUAGGCAAACCUGGACCAUAUGGGUUGACUCAUAUGAGUUAAAGAAAAUAUCAAUUAUAUUGAAUUCAACCUAUUUUUAUAUGGGUUGGAAACAUUCCAAUCCUACCCUCGUAGGUUGGUAGGUUAAAUGGGCCAAACUAUGCCAAUCCAUUUAUUAUUAUUUUUCAUGGUUUUUUAAAAAUUAUACUUAAAUUAGAAAUUCUAUUAUGAUAAUCCAUGCAAUUUAAAAAAAAUUUACAUCAUAAAUAUAUGAGAUUGAUCAAUUCCAUCAUGAUUUAUGCCAAAAUUUGCCUUGUCUUUUGUGGUUUCAGUGCUAACACUCCCUCUAUUUUUUAUUUUUCAAUUUUAUUUUAUUUUAUAUAAAAUAACAUGCAUGGGUCAAUCCUAACCUAUCAAGGUUAACCCCCUUGGACCAUAGAUUAUUUGGUUUGGUUUAGAAAAGAUCUAUUUUUAUAUUAGCCAAUAUUUUUUCAACCCGACCUGACCCUUGUAACAGGGUAUCCGGGUUAACCCUUAUUCCUGGCAUGGUAACCUGGUAAUCUUGUACUUUGUCUUCAAGCUCCAAUCAGCUUUUGUUUAAGGCGAGGAAAGGACCAACUGAGCUAGGCUUUAGUUUUUGAGCUAAAAUGAUCCGUGGCAUGUUACCUUAUCUGGUAUAUCACAAUCACAUGGUUUGUUCUUGUGCAUCCACAGGUGGAUAGUUGGAGUCUGAAAAGAAUUUCUGAAUUUGGCUAUUUACGAGCUCAUGCAACAAGGCAAGAGUUAAAUUUAGAGUUUGUAAACGCAAACACAAAACAAGUUGAUGACAGUUUCCGAAUUACAAAGUGAGGCUAAGAUCAUUCAGAUAUUUACUGAUACAAGUCAACAGAAAGACUGCAAUCAGACAUGAAUACACACACAGAUACAUAUACAUAUAUAUAUAUAUAUUAUAUAUAUGGAUGUAUUUGAAUUCAUAGAUAUGUAUAUGUUCAUGACCAAAAAACAAGUACUGUUGAAAGGGCAAGAGGAGGUAGAGAUUGCUGCAGAUCAAUAGUUACUCAGUGUUAAGGCUUCGGCUAAUUCAUCUUUAUUCUAAAGUUGCCUCUGUAAAUUUUGAAUUCUGAUAGCAUCUAAACCUUUUUAUACAUAUAAUUUGCAAUUUCACUUGCUUUA